Messenger RNA from Polypterus senegalus (gray bichir), 3010 nucleotides. RefSeq names its product gastrula zinc finger protein XlCGF26.1-like. Bases 118 to 1884 code for a protein of 588 amino acids. The record is from RefSeq and is a predicted model, not a curated record. NCBI's taxonomy places the organism in Eukaryota, Metazoa, Chordata, Cladistia, Polypteriformes, Polypteridae. The transcript is spliced from 5 exons.
CAGAAGACACGCUUUUGUCUCGCUUUGUGUGAUGCACGAAACGGGAGGUGAAUAUCGAUUGAGUAAAGCAGGAGAUUGAAUCAGUUAAUAAAGAAUCCUGUUAUCGGGAGACAGAGAAUGGAUAUUAAAGAGGAGAUGUCUGAGGCUGACAUAUAUCUCAAUGAGAAAAAGACCAUAAAUGUUAAGGAAGAGGACUGCCAAUGGGAGUGUGCCCACCCUAAACAGGAAAUUCUGUUCAUUAAGGAUGAGGACUGUGAAUUGGUGUCAGUGGGCAUUAAAGAAGAGCCUGAGGAGAACUCUGUCAGCAGUGUGACUGACGUCCAUACAAAUGUGGAGAGUGUCAAGGAAGACCACCUUCAUUACAAACUUCGAGAUGAUGCAGUGACCGCGUUAGCCCCUUGUGAAAGCAGACACUCUUCAUCUCUGACAUCUUUUGUCAAUGUGAAGUUUGAACCAUUACAGUCCGACACAGAGGAGAAUGCAGAAAUUUCAUCUCUUACAACUCGGAAACAUCAAGCAGUGCUUUCAAAGAAGUCUGCAAAAAUUAGCACAGUAAGCAGGGUGUCGCACAGGACUUCUCAGGAUCAUUUAAAAGUAGAAUUAGUGACUGAAAGAAGUGACAAAGAAGGAAUCAAAUAUGACUUAUCUUCUGAAUGUGAUAAACAAAUCUGUAAAAGCAGUACACUUGGGAGCAUUCACACAGGAGAGAAACCAUAUUGCUGUUCUGACUGUGGCAAACAGUUUUCACUAAGAAGAUACCUUACCAACCACAAGAGAAUUCACACAGGGGAGAAACCAUAUUGCUGUUCUGAGUGUGGCAAACAGUUUUCACAAAGAAGCAAUCUUCAGGCCCACAAAAUAAGUCACAUGGGAGAGAAUCCUUAUUGUUGUAUUGAAUGUGGUAAACAGUUUCAACGAAGAGAUAUUCUUGAGACCCACAAAAGAAUUCACACAGGGGAGAAGCCAUAUUGCUGUUCUGAUUGUGGCAAACAGUUUUCACAAAAAAGCAAUCUUCAGAGCCACAAAAUAAGUCACACAGGAGAGAAGCCAUAUUGCUGUCCUGAAUGUGGCAAGCAGUUUUCACAAAGAAGCUAUCUUCAGAACCACAAAAAAAUUCACACCGGAGAGAAGCCAUAUUGCUGUACUGAAUGUGGUAAACUGUUUUCACAAAUGAGCGAUCUUCAGAGACACACUAGAGUUCACACGGGUGAGAAGCCGUAUUGCUGUACUGAAUGUGGAAAACAGUUUUCACGUGUAAACCAUCUGAAGAACCACACUAGAGUUCACACGGGAGAGAAGCCAUAUUGCUGUACUGAAUGUGGUAAACAGUUUUCACUUCUUACCAUUCUGAAAAACCACACUAGAGUUCACACUGGAGAGAAGCCAUAUUGCUGUAAUGAAUGUGGUAAACAGUUUUCACAAGUGAUCAGUCUUCAGAAACACACUAGAGUUCACACAGGAGAGAAUCCAUAUUGUUGUAAUGAAUGUGGUAAACAGUUUUCACAAAUGAUCAGUCUUCAGAACCACACUAGAGUUCACACCAGAGGGAAGCCAUUUUGCUGUAAUGUAUGUGGUAAACAGUUUUCAAGAAAAAGUAACCUUCAUAGUCACAAAAGAAUUCACACAGGAGAGAAGCCCUAUUGCUGUAAUGAGUGUGGUAAACGGUUUUCACAAAUAGACCAUCUUCACAAACACAUUAGAGUUCACAGAGGAGAGAAGCCAUAUUCCUGUAAUGAAUGUGGUAAAACGUUUUCAGAGAUGGGCAGUCUUCAGAGACACACUAGAGUUCACAACAGAAUAAAGGUAGCAGUUCAAAAAUCAGUCCAGAGAAACAAGCAACCUUCAGGACUCGAGAGUGAGGUUUACUCCUGUCUUGAAAAGUAAGCAAACUAAAUUUACAGGGAGUGCAGAAUUAUUAGGCAAGUUGUAUUUUUGAGGAAUAAUUUUAUUAUUGAACAACAACCAUUUUCUCAAUGAACCCAAAAAACUCAUUAAUAUCAAAGCUGAAUAUUUUUGGAAGUAGUUUUUAGUUUGUUUUUAGUUUUAGCUAUUUUAGGGGGAUAUCUGUGUGUGCAGGUGACUAUUACUCUGCAUAAUUAUUAGGCAACUUAACAAAAAACAAAUAUAUACCCAUUUCAAUUAUUUAUUUUUCCAGUGAAACCAAUAUAACAUCUCCACAUUCACAAAUAUACAUUUCUGACAUUCAAAAACAAAACAAAAACAACUCAGUGACCAAUAUAGCCACCUUUCUUUGCAAGGACACUCAAAAGCCUGCCAUCCAUGGAUUCUGUCAGUGUUUUGAUCUGUUCACCAUCAACAUUGCGUGCAGCAGCAACCACAGCCUCCCAGACACUGUUCAGAGAGGUGUACUGUUUUCCCUCCUUGUAAAUCUCACAUUUGAUGAUGGACCACAGGUUCUCAAUGGGGUUCAGAUCAGGUGAACAAGGAGGCCAUGUCAUUAGUUUUUCUUCUUUUAUACCCUUUCUUGACAGCCACGCUGUGGAGUACUUGCACGCGUGUGAUGGAGCAUUGUCCUGCAUGAAAAUCAUGUUUUUCUUGAAGGAUGCAGACUUCUUCCUGUACCACUGCUUGAAGAAGGUGUCUUCCAGAAACUGGCAGUAGGACUGGGAGUUGAGCUUGACUCCAUCCUCAACCCAAAAAGGCCCCACAAGUUCAUCCUUGAUGAUACCAGCCCAAACCAGUACUCCACCUCCACCUUGCUGGCGUCUGAGUCGGACUGGAGCUCUCUGCCCUUUACCAAUCCAGCCACGGGCCCAUCAAGACUCAGUCUCAUUUCAUCAGUCCAUAAAACCUUAGAAAAAUCAGUCUUGAGAUAUUUCUUGGCCCAGUCUUGACGUUUCAGCUUGUGUGUCUUGUUCAGUGGUGGUCGUCUUUCAGCCUUUCUUACCUUGGCCAUGUCUCUGAGUAUUGCACACCUUGUGCUUUUGGGCACUCCAGUGAUGUUGCAGCUCUGAAAUAUGGCCAAACUGGUGGCAAGUGGCAUCUUGGC